AUGAAAAUACCGAUACUCCCAAGUUGGCGUAACUCUUUUGGAUUUUUGCACUAUGCCAAUGUUUCUGUGGGGACGCCAACUUUAUCAUUUUUGGUGGCAUUGGACACAGGCAGUGAUCUGUUCUGGCUACCAUGCGAUUGUAUGGCAGGAAGUUGCGUAACUGCCUUGCAGACAUCAUCAAGUAUAAUAGACCUCAGCAUCUACAGUCCUAGUAAUUCAUCAACAAGCAAAAAUGUUUCCUGCGACAGCACUUUGUGCAGACAAACUCAAUGCCCUUCAGCAAAUAGUAACUGUCCUUAUAACGUAUCGUAUCUUUCUAGUAACACUUCAUCAACUGGGAUCUUUGUAGAGGAUAUUUUGCACUUAAUUACAGAUGAUGAUCAACAAAAAGCUGUUGACACUCCGAUUACUUUUGGUUGUGGUCAAAAUCAAACUGGUAUUUUUUUGGAGGGUGCGGCACCAAACGGUCUAUUUGGACUUGGCAUUGAGGAUAUAUCUGUUCCCAGCACCUUAGCAAGAAAUGGGCUAGCUUCAAAUUCUUUUGCCUUGUGUUUUGGACGUGAUGGGGUUGGUAGAAUCAGUUUUGGAAAUAAUGGCAGCUCAGACCAACGAGAAACACCAUUCAAUAUUAGGCAAUCACAUCCAACUUAUAACAUCAGCAUCACUCAAAUAACCGUGGGACAAAAUUCUUCUGAGUUGGAGUUCAGUGCAAUCUUUGACUCUGGUACAUCGUUUACUAGCCUAAGGGAUCCAGCUUAUACUUUUAUUUCUGAGAGUUUCAAUUCCCAGAUUCAAGAGAAACGGCAUACAUCUGAUCCCCAGAUGCCUUUUGAAUACUGUUAUUACUUGAGUGCAAAUCAAACCAGUUAUGUAAUUCCUGAUGUGAAUCUGACAAUGAAAGGGGAAGACAGAUAUUUUCUCAAUGAUCCAACUGUAAUUGUCAGUACCGAGGAUGGUGCGGUUUUGUAUUGUCUGGGUCUUCACAAAAGCGAUGUUAAUAUAGACAUCAUAGGACAAAACUUUAUGACUGGCUAUCGCAUAGUUUUUGAUCGCGAGAGGAUGGUAUUGGGUUGGAAGGAUUCUAACUGUUACAAUGAUCAAACCUCGAACAACCUACCUAUCAGCCCAUCACAACCUCCGGUUGUCUCCCCUGCUCAUCCUGUCGACCCGUAAGCCACAGGAAGCACAAGAAACAACUCUCAAACACUUGUGGCAACACCGUCGUUUAGAUUUAGGAGGAAACAUGUGUUG
Juglans microcarpa x Juglans regia is the source of this 1251-nucleotide messenger RNA. Its product is annotated as aspartyl protease family protein 1-like. Gene Ontology annotation, biological process: proteolysis. Gene Ontology annotation, molecular function: aspartic-type endopeptidase activity. The record is from RefSeq and is a predicted model, not a curated record. The coding region runs from base 1 to 1173 and encodes 390 amino acids. The transcript has 12 exons. NCBI's taxonomy places the organism in Eukaryota, Viridiplantae, Streptophyta, Magnoliopsida, Fagales, Juglandaceae.